AUGAUAGACAGCCUCAUCGAUUCCUCCGACUUUCAAGACACGGCGAGGCGGUUUUCCGCCUUUGCGUCGCGAGCGCAGCGGCAGCUCGUUGCCGCCGCCUCAUCCGGUGGAGGGCAGGCCAGCGGGCCGACAGAGGAGGAGCUGGCUGCGCAGCUUCAUGCGCAUCUCGCCUCGCUCCCCGCAGCCGACGCAGAGCACGCGUCCUACAGCCUUGCGGGGCAAGCACAGGACAGAGAAGAAUGCGGCAGCAGAGGCGAUGGCCUCCUGACAGAGGCAAAGGUCUCCGAGGGCGUGGCCGCCCUAGCCGAGCGGCUGGGCGAGCUGGCACGCCGAGCGGCGGCGGACCCGGUGCUCCUGCACGAGCUGAAUGAGGCGUGCAGCGACGGUGUCGCCCUUACGACGAAGCAGGGCGGGCGAGAGAUAUGCACGGAGUGCGAGGGUCGCGCCUCGUCCUCAUCGUCCUCGUCGGACUGCGCGGUCGACUUCCUUGGCCUGGGGGAUUGCAACCUCGACGGCGGCGCCCUCCUCGCCGAGCUCGGCGACCUGCCGCCGCUGACAGAGCUGCCUGCCGUGCUUGAGGCACUACGCGAGCUGCCGGCUGUGUGGGCGAGACUCUCGCCAUUUCCGCCGGCCGACCUCGCAGAGAGCGACGCGUGGGAGGCGGUCCUGAGUAGAGGCGAGUCGAUGGCCACGCAGCGCGGGUGGCUAGAGGUCACAGCGGCCGCUGCGUUGCCCGCGGGCGCAAAGUACGCGGGGUCAGGCGAGCCGCGCGCCACGGCCCUGCUGCUGCUCACUCUGCUCUGUGCGGACGCGCAAGCAGGCCUCCUCCUCCGCCGGCGGCUGGGACUGGUUGCGGCGCUGCGCGCUCCCAUGGGAUUGGCAGCAAGGCAUGCAGAUGUGGAGGGGGCAGAGCCGAGCCUUCCCGCUAGUAGCAGCGCGGAUAACGGCUCUCCGCCUGGCGCGCGGUUUCUCAACAUAUUUCAUGGCUGGCACGACGGAGACCGCGGCGAUAACGGCGUUUCCUCUCCCAGUGGGCAGUAUGGCGCUGCAGACGGCGCUCCCCCCGCCGCCUUUGCCGACCUCUCCUCGCCGCCGUGCUGCCUCGACGAGGUCUGCAGGUCCCGGCUCCUCGCGCGACUGCUGCAGUGGGGGGUCCCCUCCGAGUGGGCGCUUGACCACCGCUCGCUCGCCCGCAGCGAGUACUUCCCGCUCCACAGGCCGCCCGCACCAGCGGCGAACCGACCACCGCCGCUCUCCUCCGCUGUCACAACAGCAUACCCGCCACGCUCCCCUCUCUUGGCUCCGGUGGCGGCGGCGGCGGCGCUUCUCGAGGGCGGCAGCCUCGACGCCGCAACAGCUGCCCUCCGUGCCGCGUUUGCCGCCGCCGGUGUGCAUGCGAAUACCACCGGCACCGACUCGCUCUGUGCUAACUCUGCAGAGUCUCUGCCACAGCGACGCGCCGUCGGCCAGCCGAUACGACUCUCUCCACCCUCGGAGCCGGUUCCAUCGAUCGCAGUCGCUGCCAAUCGUCUUCCGCCGCAUUGGGUGACUGGAGCCGUCCUAUUGCUUCGCUACGCCGCGCGCGCGGGCUCGCUGAGCACGGAAGCGGCCGCGCGAGAGGGCGACGGCCUCCCCUCUGGCGCGCAUCUAGCCUCCCUCUCUCUCGUCUCGCUCCCGCCGCCAGCGCAUCGCCUCUCCUAUGCAGGCGAAAGUCUGACAGUGGCCUGCGCUCGCCUGCUUGCCUUUCUUGCCGAUCUGAGCUCCAUUGUGUGGGACAGCAGCGGAAGCGGCAGCAGCGAAGACACGCCGCUCGACCUGUUUGCAGCCAUGGCCUGGACCCUUGGCGGUGACACCGCGGCGAGACGGUCCCUCGGCGACCUGUUCGCAUGCCCCGCUGCCCAGCUGGUGUGGCCUGCCGCUUUCGCCACACGGCUGGCUCCGCGCUCGCUCGGCCCGCCUCCGCUUUGCGCUCCGGCGCCGGUGAUUGCCCUCGUCGACCGGAUCCUGCGGGCAGAGCUUCCUCAGGUGGAGUCUGCCUUGCAUUCGGCGGGUGUGGCUCCGGCGCUGCUCACUAGUCGUUGGCUCAGCCAGAGCUGGUUGAAUGCGUUCGCUCUCCCCCUGCUCGCCGGCCCCAGCUGGUCCGCGUACCUCUGCGUGGCCGCCUGGCGGUUCCUUGAGCCCGAGCUAGCGCGGCGAGCGCCUUGCGGCGAUUUGCUCCCCUUUUUGCUGCUUGGUGAGGCGCUGGAAGGCUUCGAGCCCGCAGCCGAGGUUGGUUUCAUGACGGAGAUCGCGCGGCGAUACAGGGAGGACGAUGCCUGAGAUGGCAGGGCGCGGGGCGGGCGGCUUUUGUGAGCGCCGGGGGAACGUGUGUCUCCCGGGGAACCGACACUCUCCGGAGAGCGCGGUCGACACGCCCGGGGGUCUCGUGCUCGACUCGUGGGUGCGCGCGCGGGGGACGGGGGUCCAGAGGGUCUGUGACUGUGUGUUCCCCACAUUGAACAUCUUGCUUUUUCGUUUUUGGAUCCGAUCG
This is a messenger RNA of Emiliania huxleyi CCMP1516, 2530 nucleotides long. RefSeq lists its product as hypothetical. The record is from RefSeq and is a predicted model, not a curated record. The transcript has 7 exons. NCBI's taxonomy places the organism in Eukaryota, Haptophyta, Isochrysidales, Noelaerhabdaceae. The coding region runs from base 1 to 2319 and encodes 772 amino acids.